ACAUAGCUAGACUACAAACAAUUAUUAAUCACAAAGAUGGAAACAAAAUUAAGACCACUUUGCUUAAUUGCAUUUAUUGCAUUGGUAACAUUGGUCUCAAAAGGAAAUGCUCAAGAUAGCUCUUGUUUAAACAAGCUAGCACCUUGCUUAAACUACCUUAGUGGGACUAAAAAUCCACCUGAUAGCUGUUGUGAUCCACUGAAAUCUAUGAUUGAAUCGGAUGCAACAUGCUUAUGUAGCUUGGUAAGUAAUAAAGGCACAAGACAAGCUGAGAAAGCUGGCAUUAAUAUUAGUGAUGCUCAGAGUUUGCCAGGGAGAUGUGGUCAGCAUGUUAAUCCAUUGUCAUGCCUCUCAAAUUCCCCUGGCUCCAAGAACUCAGAUAACAACUCAGCAACCAAGUUGAUGAAUGUGUCCUGGCUGGUCAUGAUAAUUUCAGCUGUGUUAACUAUUAUACACAUGUUAUCGGUGUCAACCUAAAGACUUACUAGUGAUUAUGUGUUGCAGAAAAUGUUGAUGGCCAGAUUGAAUAUUUUCACUUUCUUGAAGUUAAUAUUUUUUUUCUU
Molecule: messenger RNA, 563 nt
Organism: Medicago truncatula (barrel medic)
Lineage: Eukaryota; Viridiplantae; Streptophyta; Magnoliopsida; Fabales; Fabaceae
Product: non-specific lipid transfer protein GPI-anchored 30
Exons: 2
Coding region: 37-477 (146 amino acids)
Biological process (GO): lipid transport
Molecular function (GO): lipid binding
Source: RefSeq, a predicted model, not a curated record